AGUGUUGUUAAAUGCAAAUGUCAAAAAGCGGAGAUUAGGUUUUUUUUUUGCAUACGGCCUCCAGACAGCGAGGGUGUCAUGGAGUUUUGAAAGCGACAACAAAUAUUGUUUUUUUUUCUUUUAAUAUAUUAUAUUAUAGUGGAGUUUACAUUCUCCACGAAAGUAAAGGGAAUAUUCAGCGAAUGUCCAAUCUCAAAAUAUCUUCACCGCGGUAGGACACAGACGGUGAAAUAAACUACACGCGAGCGUAGUGUUGCGGCAUGGGAGCAAUGCGUGACCAGCGUUAGUCACGUGAUAAGCAAUAUUAAUUGAUGGCUAACCGGGGAACUUGAGACAGCCAGGACAGAGCAACAGGUUUGCUCACCCACUAAAAACUGUUCAGCGGCAAAACACCCACAAACAAUACGAAUUUUAGUCAUGUUCCAAGAAGAGACAAUACAAUACAACAAUGGUUACGAGCAAGUGGUCUAUAUGACACAGGAAGAUGAGUGGGACAGAGACCUUCUGCUGGAUCCUGCAUGGGAGAAGCAACAGAGAAAGACUUUUACUGCUUGGUGCAACUCCCACCUGAGGAAAGCGGGGACUCAGAUAGAGAACAUCGAGGAGGACUUCCGGAAUGGCCUCAAACUUAUGCUCCUACUGGAGGUUAUCUCUGGGGAGAGGCUACCUAAGCCUGACAGAGGAAAAAUGCGCUUUCACAAAAUAGCCAAUGUUAACAAAGCAUUGGAGUACAUCACCAGUAAAGGAGUGAAGCUGGUCUCCAUCGGAGCAGAGGAAAUUGUGGAUGGAAAUUUGAAGAUGACUUUGGGUAUGAUCUGGACCAUCAUCCUACGCUUUGCCAUCCAGGAUAUUUCAGUGGAAGAAACAUCUGCUAAGGAGGGUCUCCUCCUCUGGUGUCAGAGGAAAACCGCCCCUUAUCGGAAUGUUAAUGUUCAGAACUUUCAUUGCAGCUGGAAGGAUGGCCUGGCCUUGUGUGCUCUGAUCCAUAGACAUCGCCCUGAUCUCAUUGACUACGCAAAACUCAAUAAGGAUGAUCCACUGGGUAACCUGAAUUUGGCUCUUGAGGUGGCUGAAAAGCAUCUAGAUAUCCCCAAAAUGCUGGACGCUGAAGACAUUGUCAACAGCCCUAAGCCGGACGAGAGAGCUAUGAUGACCUAUGUCUCAUGCUUCUAUCAUGCAUUUGCUGGAGCGGAACAGGCAGAGACUGCAGCUAACAGGAUCUGCAAGGUGUUGGGAGUGAACCAGGAGAAUGAGAAGCUGAUGGAGGAGUAUGAGAGGCUGGCCAGUGAGCUGCUAGAGUGGAUCAAUCGUACUACGCCCUGGCUCGAGAAUAAGGCCCCAGAAAAGACUAUGAUGGCCAUGAGGCGAAAGCUGGAGGACUUCCGUGACUAUCGCCGUAUGCACAAGCCCCCCAAAGUCCAAGAGAAGUGCCAGCUGGAGAUCAACUUCAACACGCUCCAGACCAAACUCCGCAUCAGCAACCGACCAGCUUAUAUGCCAUCCGAGGGGAAGAUGGUGUCGGAUAUCACCACCUCAUGGAAGGGCCUGGAGCAGGCAGAGAAGGGCUAUGAGGAAUGGCUGCUCACCGAGAUCCGUCGACUUGAGCGACUAGACCAUCUGGCAGAAAAAUUCCGGCAGAAAUCCGCCACCCAUGAAACAUGGUCUGAAGGUAAGGACCUCCUGCUGCUGCAGAGGGACUAUGAGACCGCUUCAUUGACUCAGGUGCGAGCUCUUCUGAGGAGGCAUGAAGCUUUUGAGAGUGACCUGGCUGCCCAUCAAGACCGUGUGGAGCAGAUUGCUGCCAUUGCACAGGAGCUCAAUGAGCUUGACUACCAUGAUUCUGCAACUAUAAAUGAACGCUGCCAGAAGAUAUGUGACCAAUGGGAUCAGCUGGGUACUCUCACCCAGAAGAGAAGAGAAGCCCUGGAGAGAACAGAGAAGCUGCUUGAGACCAUUGACCAGCUGUUCCUUGAGUAUUCCAAGAGGUCAGCGCCAUUUAACAACUGGUUGGACGGUGCCAUAGAGGAUCUGCAAGACAUGUUCAUGGUGCACAGUAUUGAUGAGAUUCAGAGUUUAUUGUCCGCCCAUGAUCAGUUCAAGGCUACGCUGCCUGAGGCAGACGGCGAGCGCCAGGCCAUAUUGGGCAUUUACACUGAAGUUCAGAAGAUUGCACAGAGUUAUGGCAUCUCUGUCAAUCUUACCAACCCAUACAGCGACAUCACCCCGGCUGAUAUCGGGGUGAAAUGGGACAAGGUGAAGAAGUCAGUCCCUCAGAGGGAUGGUUCCUUACAGGAAGAGGUCAAUCGUCAGCACGCCAAUGAGCGAAUGAGGCGUCAGUUUGCUGCCCAGGCCAACGUCAUUGGACCCUGGAUUCAGUCCAAAAUGGAGGAAAUUUCUCGCAGUUCCGUUGAUCUUGGAGGCACUCUGGAAGACCAGAUGAGUCAUAUGAAACAGUAUGAAUCAGUCAUCAUCAACUACAAACCUAAUAUUGACAAGCUAGAGGGAGAUCACCAGCUUAUUCAAGAGUCUCUCAUUUUUGACAACAAACAUACCAAUUUCACAAUGGAGCACAUCCGUGUGGGCUGGGAAGUCGUCCUCACUACCAUUGCCAGGACCAUAAAUGAAGUGGAAACACAGAUCCUAACUCGUGAUGCCAAGGGCAUCAGCCAGCAACAGCUCAACGAGUUCCGUUCAUCAUUCACUCACUUUGACCGGAAGAAGAAAGGUGGCAUGGAAACGGAUGACUUCAGGGCCUGUUUGAUCUCUAUGGGUUACGACCUGGGUGAAGCGGAGUUUGCACGCAUCAUGUGCCUGGUAGACCCCAAUGGCAAAGGCCUAGUGACUUUCCAGGCCUUUGUGGAUUUCAUGACACGGGAGACGGCAGAGACAGACACAGCAGAGCAGGUCGUGGCCUCAUUCAAGAUUUUGGCUGCAGAUAAGCCCUUCAUUCUUCUGGAGGAGCUGCGCAGAGAGCUUCCUCCAGAGCAGGCGGAGUAUUGCAUCAUGCGCAUGCCACCCUACAACGGGCCUGACGGGCCGCCGGGGGCACUGGACUACUCAGCUUUCUCCAGCGCUUUGUACGGGGAGAGUGACCUCUAAUCACUACCCUCAGCAGGGCUCUCUCUCUCUCUCAAGAAAAAAAUCUGACCAGAAUUUGACCUUAGUAUUGUCAGAAUUUCUUUUGUUUCAAUAGCUGUUCCAGUUAUGUUGACACUGACAUUGAAUCAGUCCGAGAUUGUAGUAAAUUUGAAAGCAAUUUGAAAGAAUAAUGAGGAUCUAAUCAAUAAAUAUGUUACAGAGUUGUGUUUAUUGAA
This is a messenger RNA of Clupea harengus (Atlantic herring), 3314 nucleotides long. Its product is annotated as alpha-actinin-2. Lineage: Eukaryota; Metazoa; Chordata; Actinopteri; Clupeiformes; Clupeidae. Gene Ontology annotation, molecular function: calcium ion binding; protein binding. The record is from RefSeq and is a predicted model, not a curated record.